AUGAUGCAACAACCAGGAGUCGCCGGAGUGGGGGUCCCACAAUCAGAUCAGCAACAACAAUACCAACAGCAGCAGCAAUGGAUGAUGCAGCAACAGCAACAAGCGCAACCUGUACCUCCUCCUGCUGGCUGGACUCCACCGCCUGUUCCUCCUCCGUCUCAGUACGGUGCAGCCGCCGGAAGUGGUGCAGUUGGAGAUGAGAUUAAGUCGUUGUGGAUCGGGGAUUUGCAACAGUGGAUGGAUGAGAAUUAUCUCCUUAGCAUCUUCUCUACCACUGGAGAGGUUGUUCAAGCCAAGGUUAUUCGAAAUAAGCAAACAGGUUACCCAGAGGGUUAUGGUUUUAUUGAGUUUGUUGGUCGUGCUGCAGCAGAGAGAGUUUUGCAGACAUACAAUGGCACACCAAUGCCAAAUAGUGAACAGACUUUCCGGUUGAACUGGGCUACCCUUGGUGCUGGUGAGAGGCGCCAAGAUGAUGGUCCUGAUUAUACAAUUUUCGUUGGAGAUUUGGCUGCUGAUGUCAAUGAUUACCUUCUGCAAGAAACAUUUAGAAAUGUUUACCCAUCUGUGAAAGGUGCAAAAGUUGUUACUGAUAGGGUCACUGGACGUUCCAAGGGAUAUGGAUUUAUUAGGUUUGCUGAUGAAAAUGAACAAAGGCGUGCCAUGGUUGAGAUGAACGGACAGUACUGCUCUACUAGGCCCAUGCGGAUUGGACCAGCUGCUACAAAGAAACCUUUGACCCAGCAAUAUCAGAAAGCUACUUACCAGAGUCCUCAAGGAAAUCAGGGCGAGAGUGAUCCAAAUAACACAACAAUAUUUGUUGGGGCAUUGGAUCCAAGUGUGACCGAUGACAAUUUGAGAGCGGUGUUUAGUAAAUAUGGGGAGCUAGUGCAUGUGAAAAUACCUGCUGGCAAGCGUUGUGGAUUCGUUCAGUUUGCUAAUCGGGCUUGUGCAGAGCAAGCACUGGCAAUGUUGAAUGGAAGUCAGAUUGCAGGUCAAAAUAUUCGUCUGUCAUGGGGCCGUAGUCCUUCUAACAAACAGGCCCAGCCAGACCAAAGCCAGUGGAAUGGUGGUGGUGGAUAUUAUGGAUAUCCACAAGGAUAUGAUGCAUAUGGAUAUGCUGCUGCUGCUCCACAAGACCCUAACAUGUAUUACGGAGGCUAUCCUGGAUAUGGAAACUACCAGCAACCUGGAUCUUACCAACAGCAACAGCAGAUUUGUUACUGCCUUACUGGUUUCUGGGACGAUUUCCCAAGUGCAACCAUUGGACGUUACUCUAUACCUGGCAAUAUGCCCACCCCAUUGAUUUUCUUAGCUUACAUGUUCGGCAGCACCAGCACUGGCACCAGUCCACUAGCUGUCAAGAUUAAGGAGUGA
Dovyalis caffra is the source of this 1374-nucleotide messenger RNA. The record is from the annotation of a GenBank genome assembly. NCBI's taxonomy places the organism in Eukaryota, Viridiplantae, Streptophyta, Magnoliopsida, Malpighiales, Salicaceae.